UCCAUACUACAGUGCGCUCGCAGUCUGUCGCGAAGACAGAGGGUUUGCUUGAACGUUCCAAAAAGUGGAUGUUUAGGAGACUUCUACAGAACGACGUGGAGUCAACGUCCUGCCGCUUCACUGCGCCGACACUUUACUGUAGAUAUGGAAGGAGAUGCAUAACUGUAUAUUAAGACGUAAACCGUAUUAUAAUAAGAUACCAUCUGACUGCUGUGUCCGUGGGAAUUACUUCGUAAUUGGGGGAUCAUCAUAUUCAUUCGGGUUUAUUUUGCUUUGGAAUUCCUGAUCUGUUCUUGCUCUUGAUAUGAUAUCCACGGCAGAUUGUUUUUUUUUUAACCAUGUCUUUUAUAAUUAAUUUGGCAAUCUGCUAAACUUUGGGGAGAGCAUACAAUAUUCUGUCUGUCGAUCACUUUGGAUACUGCGAGCUAUGUUGCCAAGAUGUUACAAGAGAUCAAUGUUUCGUCCUUUUUUCUGGAAACAAUCUUAACGCUCUUAUUGAAAACAAAUGUAAAAGUACAAUGAUACAUUCAUACUGAAACCAAGGGAUUAUACACAGAAGGACGGAGAAUAAUGGCUUCGAAGGAGAGGUUGAAUGAGCUGUGGAUUUUAUAUUACACCAAGAAAAAUGAGGGCUGCCUGCAGCAGUGGCUGGAGGCUUUUGUGGCUUCCUUUGAGAAGCUUGUUGAUGUGCAGUCACUGGAGCCUCACAGGCUGGAGAACUAUAUUGCGGAGGUUCCCCUCGUACCCAGGGACAUACUGGUGUUCCUCAGUGACCAGCUAUCACACAGUACCAUUCACCUCUCUGGGGGCGACAGUAACAACAGCACCCUGCUCCUCUCUGGGGGCGACAGUAACAACAGCACCCUGCACCUCUCUGGGGGCGACAGUAACAACAGCACCCUGCACCUCUCUGGGGGCGACAGUAACAACAGCACCCUGCACCUCUCUGGGGGCGACAGUAACAACAGCACCCUGCACCUCUCUGGGGGCGACAGUAACAACAGCACCCUGCACCUCUCUGGGGGCGACAGUAACAACAGCACCCUGCUCCUCUCUGGGGGCGACAGUAACAACAGCACCCUGCACCUCUCUGGGGGCGACAGUAACAACAGCACCCUGCACCCCUCUGGGGGCGACAGUAACAACAGCACCCUGCACCCCUCUGGGGGCGACAGUAACAACAGCACCCUGCACCUCUCUGGGGGCGACAGUAACAACAGCACCCUGCACCUCUCUGGGGGCGACAGUAACAACAGCACCCUGCACCCCUCUGGGGGCGACAGUAACAACAGCACCCUGCACCUCUCUGGGGGCGACAGUAACAACAGCACCCUGCACCUCUCUGGGGGCGACAGUAACAACAGCACCCUGCACCUCUCUGGGGGCGACAGUAACAACAGCACCCUGCACCUCUCUGGGGGCGCACCCUGCAACAACAGCACCCUGCACCUCUCUGGGGGCGACAGUAACAACAGCACCCUGCACCCCUCUGGGGGCGAAGUGAACAAUUUCUAG
Messenger RNA from Oncorhynchus keta (chum salmon), 1515 nucleotides. RefSeq lists its product as uncharacterized. Lineage: Eukaryota; Metazoa; Chordata; Actinopteri; Salmoniformes; Salmonidae. The coding region runs from base 571 to 1515 and encodes 314 amino acids. The record is from RefSeq and is a predicted model, not a curated record. The transcript has 3 exons.